GACUUCUAUCUCUCUCCUAAAACCCUAUUACUCGGCGCUCGCCCGCAUUGCCCCUCAAGGCCAAAAAAAACCAAAACCCCAUUCCAGCUCCAUCGUUGUGUUUCCUCUCUCCAUAGCGUAGAUAGGAACCGAUCCUUGGUCCUGGCCUUCUGCAUUGCCGACUAGCUAGCAAUGGCGACCAACGAGCUGCAGCCGCCGAGGCGGUCGCGCCCCGGCCCGUGGCCUUCGGCUCCGGCCUCUUCCGUGGAGUCGAAUGCCCCGCGGCAGCCACUCUCCUGGGCGCGGAGGACGGGAUUCAGGCCGAUGGCUUCCGGGGACUCCACACCUAGCACCUCUGGCCAGAUUGCGCUUCCGAGGCCCCGGGAGGCUGAAAACCACCCGGAUCUGGACGCUCGCCGCCCCACUAACACUCCAAUCCCACCACCUCUUCCUGCUACCUCUACCGCUGAGAGGAUUAAUCGGGACCGUGGCGAUCCCCCUGCCCAGAUGGAUCAGGCGGGCAGGAACGCAAGGGAAGCCAAUGGGGGCGUGAGGACUGCCGGCUCGGUCCCUACUUUGACUGGCCAGAUGUCGCAUGCCACUCCCAAUGGGCCUGCACGCCCUGUUCCGGUGCAGGCGACGACACCCAACGGCCAUGUUGGCCCUCUGCCGCCUCCAAACGGGUCAUUGGGCUCCGGGCCUCCCAAUCCACCACCUCCCCCGCCGAUAAGACCCAGGAGGGAUGAGGAAGCCGUCACGUUGCCACAAGUUAUGGAUGAUGAUGAAGUUGAAACACGGGCAACACACAUGAACUAUGAGCUCAGGGACACGCCAGGUCUUGUUCCAAUUAUAUUGUAUGCGGUGCAACACUAUUUGUCCAUGAUGGGGUCUCUGAUUCUUAUGCCUUUGAUCAUUGUUCCAGCUAUGGGAGGCACUAAGGAAGAGACUUCUGAGGUUGUCUCUACAGUGCUUUUCAUAUCAGGUGUGACAACACUGCUCCACACAUUUUUCGGAUCAAGGCUACCUUUGGUACAAGGACCAUCAUUCGUCUUUCUUGCACCAGCAUUGGCAAUUAUCAACUCGCGUGAUUUCGAGAGUUUAAAUGGGAAUAAUUUUAAACAUAUAAUGAAGCAGUUGCAGGGGUCAUUGAUAAUAUCAUCUGCAUUCCAAGCAAUACUUGGAUAUAGUGGGAUUAUGUCACUUCUCAUAAGGCUGAUCACUCCAGUAGUUACAUCGGCUACCAUUACGGCGGUUGGAUUGUCCUUUUUCAGCUAUGGUUUUACUCAAGUGGGAACUUGCCUGGAGAUUGGUUUUGUGCAGAUUAUGCUGGUUAUAAUUUUUGCACUUUAUCUCCGUAAAAUAAGGGUGUUUGGCCACCGUGUGUUUCUUGUCUAUACAGUUCCUUUGGGUCUUGGCAUCACAUGGGCCUUAGCCUUCCUUCUAACCGAAUCAGGAGCCUACAGCUAUAAAGGCUGUGAUAUAAAUAUUCCUGCUUCAAAUAUUAUAUCAGAUUACUGCAGGAAGCAUAUCUCAAGAAUGAAACACUGCCGAGUUGACACUUCCCACGCACUAAGGUCUUCUCCAUGGUUCAGGUUUCCAUAUCCAUUGCAAUGGGGCACUCCUGUGUUUAAUUGGAAAUUCGCAAUAGUUAUGUGUUCAGUAGCCAUAAUCGCAUCUGUUGAUUCAGUUGGCACAUACCAUGCUUCAUCCGUAUUUGCAACAACGAGAGCACCGACACCUGGUGUACUCAGCAGAGGGAUAACGAUAGAAGGUGUUUCCAGCAUCUUGGCUGGUCUCUGGGGUACAGGAGUUGGUUCUACUACCCUUACAGAAAAUAUUCAUACUAUUGGCAUAACCAAAAUGGCUAGCAGGAGAGCAGUUGAGGUGGGUGCUGGAAUCAUGAUCCUAUUAUCUCUUGUUGGUAAAGUUGGAGGGUUUAUUGCUUCAAUUCCCGAAGUAAUAGUUGCUGGUCUUCUUUGCUUUAUGUGGGCCAUGCUUGCAGCAAUAGGCUUGUCAACUCUGCGCUACAGUGAGGCUGGAAGCUCUAGAAAUAAUAUCAUAGUCGGGCUGUCUUUAUUUUUCUCCUUAUCAGUACCGGCAUAUUUUCAGCAAUACGGAAUCUCUCCCAGUGCCAACUCUUCAGUACCAUCUUAUUUCCAGCCAUAUAUAGUUGCUUCUCACGGACCAUUCCACACUGGAUAUGGAGGGGUAAAUUACAUUUUGAACACAGUGCUGUCGUUAAAUAUGGUUAUUGCUUUUCUUGUUGCUGUUGUCCUUGACAAUACUGUUCCUGGUACACGGCAAGAGCGUGGGAUGUACUCAUGGUCUGAGAAGGAGGAUGCUAGGAGAGAACCGAGUUUCUCGAGAGAUUAUGAGCUGCCUUUCAGAGUUGGUCGAGCAUUUAGAUGGGUGAGAUGGGUUGGUUUGUGACACGGUGCAUCAGCAUGUUUCAGGUUUUUAUUUAUAUUCUCCUUUGUUUCUCUCAUUCCCUGAUGCAUCCUCAUAGUUUCAGUAGUCAUCAUAGAUAGUAUGUUGUUCUGCAGAGGUAUCCUUUUGUCAGUAGUUAUUGUUUAGCAUCUUAAUGGACUGUCUUCAGAGCCGAGAAACUUAGAGCAUGUUUGUAUGGACUGUAUGUAGGGUGUUGGUGACUUGUUUACUUCGCACUUGUGUUCUAUCAUGUAUCUUUCCUGGCAUUUUUAUUAGUCGUUUGUGUUUAUGUAGGAAAACUGAAUGUACAUUCUUCAGGGGAGGGAAAAAAGAAUGGUGGUUUGUGUAGUUUA
This is a messenger RNA of Dioscorea cayenensis subsp. rotundata (Guinea yam), 2759 nucleotides long. RefSeq names its product nucleobase-ascorbate transporter 12. Lineage: Eukaryota; Viridiplantae; Streptophyta; Magnoliopsida; Dioscoreales; Dioscoreaceae. Gene Ontology annotation, biological process: transmembrane transport. Gene Ontology annotation, molecular function: transmembrane transporter activity. The coding region runs from base 172 to 2409 and encodes 745 amino acids. The transcript is spliced from 10 exons. The record is from RefSeq and is a predicted model, not a curated record. Gene Ontology annotation, cellular component: plasma membrane.